CGUCUUUUUUCGUGUUACUAUGUAUAAACCACCUGCAGGAAUGAUAGAAGAACAAAACAUUGUUCUAUUUUAUCCUGUCUUUGGUAAAAUGCUUGUCUGUGGAGGUGACUGGCUCCCAGGGCACGCCCAGACGCCGCUGCACUUCUUUCACUGACAACAUAACAUGUUGUACGUUGCGACGAUGAAAUCGUAUCCAGGCAUAUUUAACCUGAAACAAAUCGAAAUAAAGACGAAUGGAAAACUGUUGAGAUGAAUUUGAAGCGCGUCUCAUGAAUUUGCUCACAGCCAUUUCGAGGCACUGGUUUCUCUAGGGAAGGGUGGAAGCCUUCUACCCGGUCACCAGGUGACUGAGCUCCGUUGGUGCCAAGAGGAUUGAGUGAUUGGUGUCUGAAGGAGCGUUUAACGGCUGGACGGCUGGGCUGUGCUGAUGUCGUCGUUGAUACGUUUUUUUUUUAACUCGUGGGAGUUGUCGGUGCCACCUUUCUUGCUGUUGGUCCCGGAGAGACUGAGACGAUUUGUGGUGAUACAAGUGCUCGUCAGGAGCCUAUGAAACGCAAAAGUGUCGCUUUCUUGUCUGGAUGACGCGGAGACAUCAACAUGGCGACGGCAGCCAUAGCUGCAGCUACGGCCUCGUCGACUCUUUUACUGAAACGUCGACUCACUUAGCUCCCUGUCCCAGCUGAGCCCUUCACUGUCCUAUAAAGAAGCAGGAUGACAAGAUGGCACAGCUGCUUGUACCGCCCGGACCUGACAGCUUCCACCCCUUCGUCCCUGAGUCGCUGGCGGCCAUUGAAAGGCGCAUCGCAGAAGAAGCGGCCAAGAGACCAAAGGCAGACCGACGCAGUGACAGCGACGAUGAAAAUGGCCCAAAGCCCAACAGUGACUUGGAGGCAGGGAAAUCUUUGCCCUUCAUCUAUGGGGAUAUCCCUCCCAAGUUGGUGUCCACACCUCUGGAGGACAUGGACACCUACUACAGCAAUCAGAAGACCUUCAUAGUAUUGAAUCGUGGGAAGGUAAUCUUCCGUUUUAACGCCACCCCUGCCUUGUACAUCUUAAGCCCUUUCAACCCUCUGAGAAGGAUAGCUAUCCGAGUUUUGGUACACUCAAUGUUCAGUGUGUUGAUCAUGUUCACCAUCCUGACCAACUGUGCUUUCAUGACCCUCAGUAAUCCCCCGGACUGGGCCAAGAAUGUAGAGUACACAUUCACUGGAAUUUACACGUUUGAGUCACUUAUAAAAAUCCUGGCCAGGGGCUUCUGUGUGGGAAAGUUCACUUUUCUUCGAGACCCUUGGAACUGGCUGGAUUUUAGUGUUAUUCUUAUGGCAUAUGUCACAGAGUUUGUGGACCUGGGCAAUGUCUCAGCACUGCGAACCUUCAGGGUUCUGCGAGCCUUGAAAACUAUAUCAGUCAUCCCAGGCUUGAAAACCAUUGUGGGCGCCUUGAUCCAGUCAGUUAAAAAGCUGUCGGAUGUGAUGAUCCUUACCGUGUUCUGCCUCAGUGUCUUCGCCCUUAUUGGUCUCCAACUCUUCAUGGGCAACCUGAGGCAGAAGUGCGUCCGCAUGCCUGUUGCCGGCAAUGCCAGCAACAGCAGCAGCAAUGAAAUGGAUGAUAGCAUGUUUAUCAUCAACGCAACAGUGGAUUUCAACACCGUGUUUGGAAUGAAUGUGUCUGAGAGCCCCUUCAACUGGACAGAGUACAUGCGUGAUGAAGAUAAUUACUAUUACCUCCCCGGCCAUAAAGAUGCUCUUCUCUGUGGGAAUGGCAGCGGCGCUGGGCUCUGCCCAGAGGGCUUUUCAUGUAUCAAGGCUGGUCGCAAUCCAGACUACGGCUACACAAGCUUUGACACCUUCAGCUGGGCCUUUCUCUCUCUGUUUCGGCUCAUGACCCAGGACUACUGGGAGAAUCUAUACCAGCAGACUCUGCGAGCUGCAGGGAAACCAUACAUGAUCUUCUUUGUGCUGGUGAUCUUCCUUGGCUCCUUUUAUUUAGUAAACCUGAUCUUAGCCGUUGUUGCCAUGGCUUAUGAAGAGCAGAACCAGGCGACCAUCGAGGAGGCUCAGCAGAAGGAGGAGGAGUUCCAGGCCAUGUUGGAGCAGCUGAAGAGACAGCAAGAGGAGGCUCAGGUUGCUGCAGCAGCAGCUACAGCCACGGAGAGCGGAGAGUACAGCGGGCGAGGAGGCCCCACCUCUGAGUCAUCCUCAGGGACGUCUAAGCUGAGCUCAAAAAGCGCCAAGGAGCGACGCAACAGGCGCAAGAAGAGGAAACAGCGGGAGGAGGAGGAAGAGAGAGAAGGACGGAAGUUCCACAAGUCUGAGUCUGAAGACAGCAUCAAAAGAUCUAGCUUCCGCUUCUCUAUUGAUGCCAAUCGGCUCUCUUAUGAGAAGCGCUGUUCUUCGCCCAACCAGUCGUUGCUCAGUAUUCGUGGAUCCCUGCUAUCUCCUCGAAGGAACAGCCGCACCAGCCUCUUUAGCUUCCGUGGCCGGGCACGUGACAUGGGCUCGGAGAACGACUUUGCUGAUGAUGAGCACAGCACCUUUGAAGAAAGCGACAGCCGACGUGGGUCUUUAUUUUUGCCACGUCGCGUUGAGCGCCGCUGCAGUGUGGUCAGCCAAACCAGCCUGGGAGUGCCGAGGGUCAUACUGCCAGCCAACGGAAAAAUGCACUGCUCUGUGGACUGCAAUGGUGUGGUGUCCCUUGUCGGUGGAACUUCAGUCACAACCUCCCCUGUAGGUCUCCUGCUGCCUGAGGGAACGACUACAGAUACUGAUCUGAGAAAAAGGCGGUCAGGAUUUCUUCAGCCGUCCAUGGACUAUCUGGAUGAACCUGGAGCCCGCCAGAGAGCCAUGAGUGCAGCUAGUAUUCUCACCAAUACCAUGGAAGAACUGGAAGAGUCUAGACAGAAGUGCCCCCCCUGCUGGUACAGAUUUGCCAAUACCUGUCUGAUCUGGGAUUGUUGUCCAGCGUGGUUGAGAAUAAAGGAAAUUGUCAAUAUGGUGGUGAUGGACCCAUUUGUGGAUCUGGCCAUCACAAUUUGCAUCGUUCUUAACACUCUCUUCAUGGCCAUGGAGCAUUACCCCAUGACCGAGGAGUUUGACACUGUGCUCACUGUGGGAAACCUGGUGUUCACAGGCAUCUUCACAGCAGAGAUGUGUUUCAAGAUCAUCGCUCUAGAUCCCUAUUAUUACUUCCAGGAGGGCUGGAACAUCUUUGAUGGCAUCAUUGUCAGUCUUAGCCUGAUGGAGCUUGGUCUGUCUAAUGUGGAAGGCCUGUCUGUGCUCAGGUCCUUUAGAUUGCUGAGGGUAUUCAAACUGGCCAAGUCGUGGCCCACUUUGAACAUGCUCAUAAAGAUCAUCGGCAACUCAGUUGGCGCUCUGGGCAACCUGACUCUGGUGCUGGCCAUCAUCGUCUUCAUCUUUGCUGUAGUGGGCAUGCAGCUGUUUGGCAAGAGCUACAAGGAGUGUGUGUGUAAGAUCAGCAGUGACUGUGAGCUGCCACGGUGGCACAUGCACGACUUCCUUCCCCACCGCUGGCAUAUGAACGACUUCUUCCACUCCUUCCUCAUCGUGUUUCGAAUCCUAUGUGGGGAGUGGAUAGAGACCAUGUGGGACUGCAUGGAGGUGGCAGGUCAGACCAUGUGUCUGAUCGUCUUCAUGAUGGUUAUGGUCAUCGGAAAUCUUGUGGUUCUCAACCUCUUCCUGGCUCUCCUCCUGAGCUCAUUUAGUGCUGACAACCUGGCAGCAACUGACGAUGAUAGCGAGAUGAACAACCUGCAGAUUGCCGUGGGCCGCAUCCAGCGUGGCAUCGCUUUUGUUAAAUCUACAGUGCGCCAGUUCCUCCGCAGCUUCUGCUUUGGCAAAGGCAGUAAGCAAUCUGGACUGGCUGAAGAGAGUAAACCCUUGGAUGAAUUGCACAGCAAUGGAAAAGGAAACUGCAUCUCCAAUCACACUGUUGUGGAGAUCAGCAAAGAUCCAAGUAGAGUGUUCAUGACCGAGGGGAAUGGAAGGCCAGGAGGAGUAGUGGUUGGAGUCAGGACCGGUGGGGACACCACGGUGAAGUACCCUAUAGAGGAAUGUGACUACAUGUCCUUUAUUCACAACCCCAGCCUGACCGUAACGGUGCCCAUUGCUGUUGGGGAGUCAGACUUCGAGAACCUUAACACUGAAGACUUCAGCAGCGACUCCUCAGAUGUGGAGGGCAGCAAAGAGAAGAUUAAUGUAGAGCCGCGGCCUCUGAGCUCAUCAGAGGGGAGCACAGUCGAUAUUCGGCCCCCAGGUGAUGGGGUGGAUUCAGUGGAACUUGAACCAGAGGAGUCCCUUGACCCCGAGCCCUGCUUCACUGAGGGAUGCGUACGCAGGUUCCAGUGCUGCCAGGUCAAUGAGGAUGGGAGCAAUUACAAAAACUGGUGGACACUCAGGAAGACCUGCUUCAUUAUAGUGGAGCACAACUGGUUUGAGUCCUUCAUCAUAUUCAUGAUACUGCUCAGCAGCGGGGCUCUGGCAUUUGAGGAUGUUUACAUUGAACAGCGAAGAACCAUCAAAACUAUGCUAGAGUAUGCAGAUAAGGUCUUCACCUAUGUCUUCAUUUUGGAGAUGCUGCUAAAGUGGGUGGCAUAUGGCUUCGUCAAGUACUUUACCAACGCCUGGUGCUGGCUAGACUUCCUCAUAGUAGACGUUUCUCUUGUUAGCCUGGUAGCCAAUGCUCUGGGCUACUCGGAGCUCAGUGCUAUCAAAUCUCUCAGGACGCUUAGAGCCUUGCGGCCCCUGAGGGCCCUGUCUCGGUUUGAGGGAAUGAGGGUCGUUGUAAAUGCGCUGUUGGGAGCCAUCCCCUCUAUCAUGAAUGUGCUGCUGGUCUGCCUCAUCUUCUGGCUCAUCUUUAGCAUCAUGGGUGUCAACCUAUUUGCAGGGAAAUACUACUACUGCGUCAACACCACAACAGAUGAGCCCUUUCCCAUCACCCAAGUAAACAACAAGACAGACUGCUUAAAUUUGGCCAAUGACAGUGCCCGCUGGAAAAACGUCAAAAUCAACUUUGACAAUGUUGGUGCUGGCUACUUGGCUCUGUUACAAGUGGCCACAUUUAAGGGAUGGACGUUUAUAAUGUAUGCAGCUGUGGAUUCUCGUGAUGUGGAGGACCAGCCAGAUUAUGAAGUGAACUUGUACAUGUACCUCUACUUUGUCAUCUUCAUCAUCUUUGGCUCCUUUUUCACCCUCAACCUGUUCAUUGGUGUCAUCAUCGACAACUUCAACCAGCAGAAGAAAAAGUUUGGAGGCCAGGAUAUCUUCAUGACAGAAGAACAGAAGAAAUACUACAACGCCAUGAAGAAACUGGGUUCCAAGAAACCUCAGAAGCCCAUUCCUCGGCCCACAAACACAUUUCAAGGCUGCGUGUUCGACUGCAUUACAAAACAGGCCUUUGACAUCGUCAUCAUGAUUCUUAUCUGCCUUAACAUGGUGACCAUGAUGGUGGAGACGGAUGACCAGACGCCAGAGAUGGCCCUGAAUCUUUACUGGAUUAACAUGGUCUUCAUUGUGUUGUUCACUGGAGAGUGCGUCCUGAAAAUGAUCUCCCUACGUCACUAUUAUUUCACCAUUGGCUGGAAUAUAUUUGACUUCGUGGUAGUGAUUCUGUCGAUCGUUGGAAUGUUUCUGUCUGAAGUUAUUGAGAAAUACUUUGUGUCCCCAACAUUGUUCCGUGUGAUCCGAUUGGCCAGGAUAGGCCGCAUCCUCCGUCUUAUCAAAGGUGCCAAAGGCAUACGGACUCUUCUCUUUGCCUUGAUGAUGUCACUUCCUGCCCUCUUUAACAUCGGCCUCCUCCUCUUCCUGGUUAUGUUCAUCUAUGCCAUCUUUGGCAUGUCCAACUUUGCCUACGUCGUGCGUGAAGCGGGUAUUGACGACAUGUUCAAUUUUGAGACCUUUGGGAACAGCAUGAUCUGCUUGUUUCAGAUCACCACCUCGGCCGGCUGGGACGGACUCCUGGCUCCAAUUCUGAACAAGAGGGAGCCUGACUGUGACAGCCAGGUCGAGCACCCAGGAAACCCUUACAGGGGCAACUGUGGCAACCCAUCGGUGGCAAUCUUCUUCUUUGUGAGCUACAUUAUCAUCUGCUUUCUCAUAGUAGUCAAUAUGUACAUCGCAGUCAUCCUGGAGAACUUCAGUGUGGCAACAGAAGAGAGUGCUGAGCCGCUGAGCGAAGAUGAUUUCGAGAUGUUCUAUGAAGUGUGGGAGCGCUUUGACCCGGAUGCCACUCAGUUCAUGGAGUACAGCAAGCUUUCAGACUUUGCUGACGCACUCGAUCCACCACUGCGAAUACCCAAACCUAACAUGAUUCAGCUCAUCUCCAUGGACCUGCCCAUGGUCAGUGGUGAGCGCAUCCACUGCCUGGACAUUCUGUUUGCAUUCACCAAAAGAGUGUUGGGUGAAGGUGGUGAGAUGGACAUGCUACGAGGGCAGAUGGAGGAGCGCUUCAUGGCCUCCAAUCCUUCAAAAGUGUCUUAUGAGCCCAUUACCACCACGCUGCGCCGCAAACAGGAGGAGAUGUCGGCCACCAUCAUCCAGAGAGCCUUCCGUAACUACAUGAUCCGUCUCGCGAUGAAGAAAGCCUCCUGUCUUUACAAAGAGCAGCUGAAGGAGGGCGUGCGUGACCCGGACAAGGAUGUCAUGGUCAUCUGCAAGUUUACUGAGAACUCCACCUCAGACAAAACUGACAUGACGGCGUCCACAGCCUCGCCGCCCUCCUACAACAGUGUGACCAAAUCGGACAAGGACAAAUACGAGAAAGAGAACAGAGAAAAGGAAAACAAAGGGAGAGAGGGAAAGAAAUAGACUUUUUUAAAUUUUAGAAAAAGGAACAAAACACACACACACAAAAUGCAUCAGAAACACAUGGGACAUUUGUUUACGGCUUCUAACAAGAAUGGUAAACACAGUAGACUUUGGCUUGGGUGUUGAUUGAGCUGAGAGUUGCUUCACCGGUUAGGCCUCACAGUGGAGAUUAUUAGUUAUAUUGUCAAUGUAUUUCCUCACAGGGCACAAAAAGGAAACAUAAUCCAGCAGACACUGCCAGUGACUGAGUGGAACUUGAUGGGAAAAAAGCCUCUGCAAAUGCUUGUGAUUUUCUAAGUGCUGGUUUCUAUCCAACACACUCCAGUGUACCGUUACGUUGUCUAGCUAGUGCCGCUGCUACUACUAUGAAUCCAGUGUCUUGACUUUAACAGUGAAUGAAAUGACUUCACCAGUAGUCUGCAUUUGUCUUUUUCUGUUUUGUUUUUUAAAGAAUGAAUGCUUUGUACUAUUUUUUAUUAUUUUAAUCUUUUUUUUUCUUAUUGUAAGAACGAGAAUCACCAAAGGUGAGUGAAGGCCAGAACCCAUCACACUGCUGAACAAACAUCCACCCAGAAUAUGAUAGUCUGAAACAUGUCAGCAACGUAAAGUGAGGGUCACGUGUACUGCGCUCAAAUAUGUUUUUCCUUGAGUUUCCAAAUCCAGAGAUGGUGAAUAUAUGCAAACAUUAAUAGCAGAAAGAUGUUUUUUUUU
Messenger RNA from Cynoglossus semilaevis (tongue sole), 7532 nucleotides. RefSeq names its product sodium channel, voltage-gated, type I like, alpha b (gene scn1lab). NCBI's taxonomy places the organism in Eukaryota, Metazoa, Chordata, Actinopteri, Pleuronectiformes, Cynoglossidae. Bases 720 to 6821 code for a protein of 2033 amino acids. Gene Ontology annotation, cellular component: voltage-gated sodium channel complex; plasma membrane. The record is from RefSeq and is a predicted model, not a curated record. Gene Ontology annotation, biological process: neuronal action potential; sodium ion transmembrane transport; membrane depolarization during action potential. Gene Ontology annotation, molecular function: voltage-gated sodium channel activity. The transcript is spliced from 27 exons.